AUGGAUCCUCUGAAGCAGACACACUUAGCGACUCUAAACUACACGGGUUGUAUCGCAAGGCUGAAUAUAGAUUCGUGGGAUGCCGCGAUCGGUGGAAUGAGUGAGCUCAUCAAAGCUUGGUCUUUCCGAGACUCCACUCCGAGGGAGCACGCCUCCGAGAUCUCAUCUAAUUGCAGCGGAAUCUUCAACUUCAACACGGAAGAAUUUCCGCCGUACAAAUACUCCUGCUCGGAAUACGCUCCUGCAAUACUCAUCGCCAUCCUCGUCUGGGCUGCAGCGACUGCCUUGUUAAGGAGGAAACACCGUAGUCGUCCAGAGCAAAGUGAGAGUAAUCCUGAUUCCUCCUCCGACGACAUUCUCUUUUCCGAAUGGACAAUCCCCGGAGGAAAACUCGACAUCGACGCAAGCGCGGGUUUCUUCGGAAUACAUCGCCGGGUCUUCAGAGGGACGUAUAAGGAGACCCCCACGGUCCACAAACAAGUGGCAGUCAAGAUUCUCCGAGCUCAACAUCUGGCUCUCAAUGCAGCGCGCGUACAUAGCUUGUGCCAGAUGCAGCAUCCUAAUAUUUUGGAAAUUUUCGGAAUCGGCCGAGAAGCCGGGAGUCGCUCGCUGUUAUCAGUCGUGAGUCCCUGGCAGGUCAGGGGGAGCCUCUAUGAUCAUCUCAAAAUCAACACAUUAUCGUAUUGCCAGCUGCUCCAUUUGUCUUGUUCAAUAGCGGACGGCUUGGCAUAUCUACACGCUGCGAAAACGCCUUCGGAAGGCGGCUACUCGAAGCCAGCUAUGGCUCACAGGAACAUCAAGUCAAAGAACAUCAUACUGAGAGAUGACCGUACGGCGUGCAUCGCUGACUUCGACUCGACAAUCGUGUACGAUUCCGGGACGACUGCCGAGGAAAUGGUCAUCGGAUCGUUCCUUUACUGGUCGCCGGAGUUGCUGGAAGGCGGAGCGACGACGGCAUUGCCCACACGAGAAACUUCACAAGCAGCUGAUAUCUACGCGGUGACCCUCGUUCUCUGGGAAGCUCUGUCCAGGACAGCUGUUUCGUCCGAAUCUUCGGAAUAUGUCAUGCCGUUUGAGGACACCGUCGGACCAAACCCUUCGUUGCUGCAGAUGCGGGAAAUCGUCGUGUCUCGAAGGAAGAGACCGAUUAUUGAGAGAGCAUGGCGAGAAGACGAUCGGUUCUCUCCUUACAUCUCGCUCCUUGAACUUUGUUGGGAUCAAGAUCCUCGCAUCCGCUACAGUGCCGGCAAGCUCCACAGAAGCUUAAGACUUUUCGAGUCUGCCAUGGUGAGCCCGACGAAAGACAAAUUUGUCCCGUGGCCGGCUUAA
Molecule: messenger RNA, 1329 nt
Organism: Galendromus occidentalis (western predatory mite)
Lineage: Eukaryota; Metazoa; Arthropoda; Arachnida; Mesostigmata; Phytoseiidae
Product: activin receptor type-2A-like
Exons: 1
Coding region: 1-1329 (442 amino acids)
Biological process (GO): cell surface receptor protein serine/threonine kinase signaling pathway; cellular response to growth factor stimulus; protein phosphorylation
Cellular component (GO): signaling receptor complex; plasma membrane
Molecular function (GO): ATP binding; transmembrane receptor protein serine/threonine kinase activity
Source: RefSeq, a predicted model, not a curated record